This is a messenger RNA of Euleptes europaea (tarantolino), 1143 nucleotides long. It is a transcript of the gene AIFM2, whose product is annotated as apoptosis inducing factor mitochondria associated 2. The transcript is spliced from 8 exons. Gene Ontology annotation, cellular component: cytoplasm; mitochondrion. The record is from RefSeq and is a predicted model, not a curated record. Bases 15 to 1136 code for a protein of 373 amino acids. NCBI's taxonomy places the organism in Eukaryota, Metazoa, Chordata, Lepidosauria, Squamata, Sphaerodactylidae. Gene Ontology annotation, biological process: positive regulation of apoptotic process; apoptotic mitochondrial changes. Gene Ontology annotation, molecular function: electron-transferring-flavoprotein dehydrogenase activity; flavin adenine dinucleotide binding.
CUUUGCAGUUUGCAAUGGGAUCCAAGCUGUCAGUAGAUGAUUCGAUUCGCGUUGUGAUAGUUGGAGGGGGUUUUGGUGGCGUGGCAGCUGCCAAUCAUCUGAAAUCUUGGGGGGUCCCAUUUAUUCUCGUGGACAUGAGAGAUGCUUUCCACCACAAUGUCGCUGCCCUCCGGGCCGCCGUUGACAGCGGGUUUGCACCAAAAACAUUCAUCUCCUAUUCAGUAACGUUUGGAGACAGUUUCCGGCAAGCCAAAGUGCUUAGCAUUGACUUGGCAAAACAGCACGUACUGCUGCAUGAUGGUGAAGAACUCUCCUUUUCUCAUCUUAUCCUUGCCACGGGGAGUGACGGACCUUUCCCUGGGAAAUUUAACCAUAUUGUUGACAGGCAAUCAGCUAUUCAGACCUACGAGGACAUGGUCAAGGAGAUUCAGAAAGCUCCUCGCUUAGUCGUUGUGGGUGGUGGUUCAGCUGGUGUCGAGAUGGCAGCAGAGAUUAAGACGGAGUAUCCCGCCAAAGAGGUCACACUCAUUCAUUCAAAAAUUGCAUUGGCGGAUGUAGAACUCCUCCCCAGCGUUCGGCAGAAGGUGAAGGAGAUUCUUAUCCAGAAGGGAGUACAUAUCUUGUUGAGUGAGAGAGUUUCCAAUCUGCCUUUGCUGACUUUAAACCAAUUCAGGGAGAAUAUGACCGUGAAGACUGAUAAAGGGACAGAGAUUGCUACUGACAUGGUGAUUCUCUGCACUGGAAUAAAGGUCAAUUCAUCAGCAUACAGCAGCGUAUUCCAUGACAAGCUGGCAAGUGAUGGAGCUUUGGAAGUUAAUGAACACCUCCAGGUGAAAGGAUAUGAUAACAUCUAUGCCAUUGGUGACUGUGCUCAUGUCAGGGAACCAAAGUUGGCAUACCAUGCUGGGCUUCAUGCAAACAUUGUGGUGACCAACAUCAUCAACAGCCUGACACAAAAACCUCUGAAAACCUACAAGCCAGGAUCACUUACCUUCCUGCUUUCAAUGGGAAGGAAUGAUGGAGUGGGUCAGAUUAAUGGCUACUACGUGGGAUGUUUCAUAGUGACUGUCAUCAAAAGCAGGGAUCUUUUCGUCUCAAAGAGUUGGAAGGAGAUGGGACAAAGAAUGCCUUGCUAAGAUGCAA